Aspergillus melleus is the source of this 447-nucleotide messenger RNA. RefSeq names its product Zn(II)2Cys6 transcription factor domain-containing protein. NCBI's taxonomy places the organism in Eukaryota, Fungi, Ascomycota, Eurotiomycetes, Eurotiales, Aspergillaceae. Gene Ontology annotation, molecular function: DNA-binding transcription factor activity, RNA polymerase II-specific; zinc ion binding; sequence-specific DNA binding. The record is from RefSeq and is a predicted model, not a curated record. The coding region runs from base 1 to 447 and encodes 148 amino acids. Gene Ontology annotation, cellular component: nucleus. The transcript has 3 exons. Gene Ontology annotation, biological process: positive regulation of transcription by RNA polymerase II.
AUGGCAACCGAGGUGCCAACCGAACCACGUAAAUUAAGACGCACUACCAACGCAUGCGUGGCAUGCCGACAAAGCAAGAUCAAAUGCUCGGGCGACGAUCCCUGCGCCAACUGCCAGCGUCGCGCCCUGACUUGCCACUUUGUCGAAGGAGGUAACAAAGUGACGGUGGCCCAGAAAUAUCUCCAGGAACUACAGCGACAGGCGCGAGAGAAACCGCAGUCGUCGCUGGGAACGAAACGCACCGUCGACGUGGCGUUCGGACCGGAGACUCGGGCGGCGACCGGUUCCCCCCGCGAUGAUGAGUUGCCCCCUUAUCAGACCAUUGACAACGGUCGUAGCGUGUGGAUCAGUCCGUUCACGCUGCCGUCGAGGACGAUCAAGAACUCUUACAAGAAUAAACGAAACUGGAGUAUAUCGCCCUUUCCCUGGAGAUCGUGGUGGAGAUAG